GAGUCAAGCGAGAAGUCAACAAAAAAUUUCACCGCAUGCGGAAAAUAUAUUUAUUUCUGUGUAAUUAACUGAAUAAAUACCAUAAACCUUAACGUGAUUCUAAAGAAUACAUUAAAAAUGGUUCGUGUAAUAACUCAGGAGACGUACGAUGAAGUAGUACAGGAGAAUAUAGACGAAUUUGAAAUGACUCCUGAAGAGGCUAUAAAAGAAGCUGUAGCUCAAUUUGAAGCUCAAGGAGUAGAUCUAUCAAACAUUAUCAAAGACCUUGCUCUCAACUCAGGGGACGGCCAAGGAGUAUCCAGCAUUGUCAGUAAGCUGAAAGAGCUGUGCAGUCGGAUUGAGUCUGAUGAUGAAGCCAUUUUGAAAGAACUAGAAGCCCUGAAGGUAGAAUGUAAUAAAGACAUAGCGCGUAGAGUGAAAGCUGGAAAAGAUGGUGCCUACAAUAUUCUAACUGGUUUACUUGAGUCUCGAUUUAAAAGUUACGUACAAAAAUCAAAUGAAAAGGAUGAUAAAAUAAUUAUAUCAACAUUAAAUUCAUUAAUAGCACUGAUGGACGUACAGCCUGACCUACUGGAUGAGAAAGGGGCUGAUUUGAUUAAAAGUAUACUGGAUAAGAUAGACGAUGGGCCCAUAUUAAUAUCAGCUCUGAAGUGGACCAGUGUGUGCUGUGUCAAACACGAAAUGAAUCGACAGAGACUGUUCGCUAAGAAUAUCGGUGACAAUUUGAAGUUGCUGCUCAAUGCUCGGAAGAAUAUAAGGGUUGUAAGUGAAGCUAUGUCAGUCAUACGAAAAUUCACCUUGGAUGAUGAUGUUAGAGUCGAAUUUGGCAAAGCUCAUGAGCACGCCAAAGAGUUGGGCGCCAAACUACUAGACCCACUCACACAGUUCCUUAAAGAGCACCCCGUCCCACCAGUGGUGUCAGAAACGAUGUUAACAAUGGCGGCUCUCCUGGUGCGUCAUGAACUGUGCGCGAUGGCUGCCGACGCGGGCGCAGACGAGGCUCUGUUCGCCAUCUUGGCUGCCAAUUUUGAUUGUGUGCUGGUCAUUGUUCAAGCUAGCAAACUAAUAACGGCGUUGGCGGGCAACGACGAGGUCAAGAGACAACUGAUGAAGGCCGGCAUUGCUCCCAUCCUUGUCACGUUGCUGAAUAGGCAUUCGAGCAACCCCACCGCAGCGGCGUUAAUACUAAAGUGCAUAUCCGCGCUAACGUUACGCGAGCCGUCGCACAGUCAGCAGUUCUUCGAUAGUGGCGCACCAGAAGUCAUGAUAGAAGCCAUAAAGAAUCACCCCACCGAUGCUAGCGUGCAGAAAAACGGCUGCUGGGCGAUUCGCAAUAUGGUCGCCAGGUGUCGCGAUCAAAACCCUAAGUUCCACGAGUUGGGAGUGGAAAGCCUUCUCAACGAAGCCUACGAUCGGUUCUCUAAAGAUUUCGGAUUCGAUAUCAAGUCCGCGCUCAGAGAUCUUGAGUGUGACGUCAAAUUGGAUGAGCAGUGGAAGGGAAAAGGGGUCCAGAUGGAGAACAAUUAAAGUAUGACGAAAGGAGGGAGGCAGGGGGAAAUUGUAAACCUACAUUUUGUUGGGUGUCUAAAGUGGGGGAAACCUACCUUACAAAUACAAUUUGCCCCCAAUCCUGAAUCAAACAGCCUCUCUAGGCUAGAAGCUGGUCGCUUGUCAAGCUUAACACUGAGACCUUAUGCAGUUACGGGACUAUUCCCACCUCUCGUUCCCACCGCUGCAACUCCUGUGUAGCCAGGGUCUUACAGCUUGACCGCCAAUAAAACCCAACCAGUGAAGGUCAAGUUUGUCCCGGGGGAAAGUUAAACUGUCAUUGGACCCGCAACGAAAUAAUGUGCAUAUAAAACCUUGUGCAGUUGCAAUUGGGUCUAUUUCAAUACUCAAAUGUUUUCACAAUGCACAAGAAACCCCAAUCUAAAAAUGGCUUUUUUUGGCUAAUAUUAAAAGUACAGUUUAUUAUGUUCUACAUUUAUCACAUUCCUGAGUCGCUAUCACACUAAGUUUAAAUCUAACAAACACUACUUGCAAUGAAAUAAAAUGUAUAGUAUGCAAAUUAUAAAACUACAAUGUGAUAAUUUUGUUUAAUACUUUUAGGGCUAAUUUUUCAAUCGACGGAUAACUUUUAACUGAAGAAUAAGUUUGUCACAUUGACAGUUUCAGUAUAGGCAAUGUGUCAAAAUGACACACAUUCGCAAUGUGUCAAAAUGACACAUUGCCUAUACUGAAACUGUCAAUGUGACAAACUUAUUCUUCAGUUAAAAGUUAUCCGACGAUUGAAAAAUCGGCCCUUAGUAAAUAUUUAUCGGUGCUUCUAACAAAUAAAACCUCAAUUUUAAUUACAAAAUUAUUUAUUGAUUUCAAUAAAACAUUUUUUAAAUCAUUUUUUUCCAUUAAUUAUCCAUUUGCGGACGAAUUAUGACAAUUAUUAGAGAUAACAUUUUAAUUAUUUAGAUUUACAUUUUAAUCAUAACAUUGAAACAUUGAAUCCUGUAUUUAUUAUUAUUUAAAACAUUACAAGUCGCAAAAUUAUUACUUGCACAAAAUUAUAGUCUCCACAUUCAAUAUUUGAAUUAUUUUAAAAUUUAAAAUCAAUGGCACAUUACAAAGAGAGUGUUGCCUGAAUGUUUAGUUAACUGGCAACAUUAAAACUACGAUUUGUUCGGUGGCAAUACUAAUAUAAUACUAUCUGUACGUUUGUUACGAAAUUAUAGAUAGAAACUAUUACAAAACAUCGUAUUUCUAAUCAGGACAAUUUAUGUGACCUUAUAUUUAUUUAUUUCUAAUAAUCAUAUUGCAAUGUAGCAAUAUUGAAUUGAAAUUAAGUAUACCAACAUAAUAACAAUUAAAAUCGAGUAAAACUAACGAAUAGCCGUUAUCCUAAUACAAACUAAAAUAACAAAUUACCAAAAGAACAACAACUUUUGUACCACAAUCAAAGGUGCGGAAUACUCGUAGUAUUAUCACACAUACCGUUUUGGCCUUAAUUACUUUAAAAAUAAGAAACAUUACUAAAAUUACAUUAAAAUAAUGUAAGUACGACCACGAUAUCUUAAUAUUAAAGAGAGACAUGUCGUAAAUUAUAAACACAGAGAAUUUGUCAAA
Messenger RNA from Ostrinia furnacalis (Asian corn borer), 3117 nucleotides. RefSeq names its product armadillo repeat-containing protein 6 homolog. NCBI's taxonomy places the organism in Eukaryota, Metazoa, Arthropoda, Insecta, Lepidoptera, Crambidae. Gene Ontology annotation, biological process: hematopoietic progenitor cell differentiation. The record is from RefSeq and is a predicted model, not a curated record. Gene Ontology annotation, molecular function: protein binding. The transcript is spliced from 9 exons. The coding region runs from base 118 to 1527 and encodes 469 amino acids.